AGUGCUUCACUUCUAAUAGUCCAAACUAUCAACAAUUAAGGUAUACACACCUAGCUAUCACAUAAUCGAUCUUCUUAAUUAGUGUAUCAGGAAUCCAUGGCCAAAAACUUUGGUUUCCUUGUCUGUAUACUUGUCAUGGUGUUGGAUAUUGUUGCUGGCAUACUUGGAAUUCAGGCAGAAAUAGUUCAAAACAAGGAGAAGCAAAUGAAGGUGUGGGGAUUUGAGUGUAGGCACCCUAGCUAUCAAGCUUUCAAGCUAGGAGUUGCUGCUCUCAUUCUCUUGGCUCUGGCUCACACAAUUGCUAGCUUGCUUGGUGGCUGCAUUUGUGUUAGAUCCAGAGAACAAUACCAAUCAGCUACAGCCAACAGACAACUAGCAGUAGCUUUUCUCAUAUUCUCAUGGAUUGUAUUAGCAGUUGCAUUCUCUAUGCUGAUCAUAGGCACAUUGGCCAACUCAAGAUCAAGAAAACCUUGCGUGUUGUAUAACCACCACUUCCUAUCAAUUGGUGGCAUCCUGUGUUUCAUCCAUGGACUCUUCACUGUUCCUUACUACGUUUCUGCCACAGCCACCAGAAGGGAAGAAAAGAGGCAACCAGGAAACCCCGGGCCCGCCAUAAGACACACUUGAUAAUCAUCAUUUAAUUAUCAUAACCAAAAGAUUAUACUAUAUAAUACCUCCAUUUCAACAAAAAUAUUCAAAUUGAUAGAUGUGAUGUUUUGUUUAUUCUUUUUCACUAUAUAGAAUAUUUAUUUGAUUGAA
This is a messenger RNA of Lotus japonicus, 759 nucleotides long. RefSeq names its product protein DESIGUAL 2-like. The record is from RefSeq and is a predicted model, not a curated record. Bases 97 to 627 code for a protein of 176 amino acids. The transcript is spliced from 3 exons. Lineage: Eukaryota; Viridiplantae; Streptophyta; Magnoliopsida; Fabales; Fabaceae.